UCGAAACAGCUUCUCCUUUCUCAUUUUUCCUUGAUGUGGAGAGAGAGAUAUAUCCCUGAUACACAGCAAAACACAGCAUUCUGUAUUAACAAUAAUCAUUCGAUAUGAGGAUCGUUUGCGCUGCAUCAAAUUGCAAAUAUUCCUCAAAAAGCGAGGAUUCGUCGAACGUCAUUUUUAUCAAUUUUCCCAACGACGACACAGCCAAAACAUGGGCGGAGUGUUGCGGCAGAUCAGACUUGACCACAAAGUCGAAUGCAGAAUUGCAUUCAAAUCAUUACAUUUGUUCCCAUCACAUUGAAGAUCGUCAUUACGUAAGCAAAACCGCUCCCAUUGUUAUAGAAGAAGGUACCGUUCCUACUUUAUUUGGGAAUGAUUCGAGUAUCGGCAGUGACAAUUCAAUAAAUACGUUUGAUAAAUCACAGCAUCUGCAAGAAGUAGGCGAUAGCAUGCCUCUAAUUUAUUACAACGAAAAUGUCGAGAUGGACAAUGUCAGCAUUAGACUCGACAAUUUAUGUCGGAUCUGUGGUGAAUCUACUCUGAAUGGAACAGAUAUUUUUGCUACCAAAGGUAUUGAGCUUAGAUUGAAGGAAAGGAUAAAUUUGCAUAUGCCUAUCUCAAUCGACAUAGAUGACUGUUUACCACAAAAAAUGUGCUCCGAUUGCUGCAAUAAAUUGGAAAUUGCACAUUCAUUAGUUGUUUCAUGUUUGAAAACUGAUAUACGUUUGAAGAGAUUUUUAAAUAUUGAAAAAGAGUCAGGAUAUGAGAAUAAAUAUAGUGCAUUGGUUGACGAAUGUUCAUUAGAGAUAGAUCAAGAGAUGUGCAUUGAUGAUAAUAUGCAUGCUGAUUCAUUCAUCAUUAAUAAGUUGAUAAAUCCUGACUCGGAAACAAGUUUAAGAGGAUUAGAAAAUGAAGAAAUACGGAGUAAUAAUUGUCAGACCAUUGCAAAGAAUGUGCCACUGAGGACUACAAUCCAAACUUGUAGUAAUGUUAAUGUUAGAAGUGACAUGAUUGUCACGGAAGAAAUAUUAAAAGUUCUACAAGAUAAAAUUCAGAAUGAAAAUUCUAGCUUUUUAUGUCUACAAUGUCAAACUUUUUGUAAAACUUGGGAAAUAUUUGAGAAUCAUAAGAUAUCUUGUACCAAGGAACGGAAUGUCUCAAAACAUAUAAAUAUAUCUAGAAUUACAGAGAAUGAAAAGUGUGAGAAUGAGCCCAAUCGCAAAGUAGAAAAUUCACAGACAUGUAAUGAGGAAUUUGAUGGCAAACAAAUUAUCGAAAAAGCUACUUGUGAAUCAGUGCAUUGUUCUAUUUGCAAUCGGACAUUUAAAAGUCAGCAAGAUUAUGAUAAUCACAAAUGUCUUCACGGAAAUUUCACUGAAACGAGUAAAUGGUGUGGCCAUUGCAAAAAAAUAUAUCAUAAUAAAAAAGAUUUGUUAAUUCAUAUCAUGGAAUCGCACGAGGGGCGAUUGUUACUUAAAUGUUCUACUUGUGACAAGACAUAUGAAAAAUGGUCUAGUUUAGAUAUUCACGAAGCUACUCAUAAAAUGGAUAAACCUUAUCUUUGCGAUCUAUGUGGAAAACGCUUCAAGCAUUCCAAUAAUUUAAGAGGUCAUAAAAGAAUUCACUUGGAUGAAUCUAUAAAGAAGAGACAUGUAUGUGAUAUCUGUAGCAAUGCGUUCAGAUCACGGUUUCAUCUGCGAGAACAUAUGAAUCAACAUAAUGAUAACAGACCCUAUUCUUGCGAACAAUGCGGGAAAGCUUUCUGCAAGAGAAUUCAAUUGCGGCAACAUAUGUUAUCACAUGGUUCUAACAGGCAUGUGUGUCCGAUAUGCGGUGCAACGUUUAAUCGCAGAGGAAACAUGAAUACGCACAUGAAACGGCAUAAUAACGGAAACGAAAGAUACACAUGCAGUGUUUGUGCAUACAAAUGUAAGUCCAUGAGUGAAUUGAAGAUACAUAGAAAAAAGCAUACCGAAGAGGAAAUAACGGAUAGCAUUAAGAAAAAAUGCACCGAUAAACAAAUAUGGCGUUGCAAGAUUUGUAAUAAAAUAUUCCCGAAGCGAGCUGUCCUGAUGAAUCAUGAGCGCGUGCACGGGAGCGAUAAGUUUUACGAGUGCGAUGAAUGUGGCAAGAAAUUAGCGAGUAAAAGCUCACUGAUAUAUCACAAGAAGUCGAUGCAUCUAAGGGAGAAGUUGCACAUGUGUCAUUAUUGCGGAGAUUCGUUUGUCUCGAGAGAAGCGCGGCUGAUCCACGAGAGGAUACACACUGGUGAACGUCCCUACGUUUGCAAAGUGUGCGAUACGCGAUACAGGUGCUCCAGUAAUCUCAGUCAGCACAUGAAGAUUCACAUAGGUCUGAAGCCGCACAAGUGCCAUUACUGUAACAAAGGUUUUACGCGCAAGGGUACACUAACCGUGCACGAGAGAAUCCACACGGGCGUUAAGCCAUAUCCUUGCGAGACAUGUGGUAAAAGCUUCUCGCAGAAAAACGACAUGUUGAAACACGCUAAACGCACAACGGCAGAUCGAUGCGCAGCAUCCACGAGAUCUUUAAAUAGGAAAGAGAAUACGUUAAAGCAUAUCAUGGUGCAUGAGCAAGAUACCUUGAUGACUUCGAAUGUCAAUUCGUCACAUAUUCUUCAAGUUUAUGUCGAUAUUGGCUCUUCGGAAAUUAAGUAAUUUUGAUAAUAUCCGUGUGAACAGGGAAACAUGAACAGCUCUCAGUCGUCGAAUAAAAAAAAUUUUAAUAAAGAUUUAAACAGAUUUUUGAAGGGAAUAUUGUUGCACAUGAAGCGUUUUAAAGAGUUAAAAAUCAACUGUAUCCGGCAAAAAAAAAAACAUUGACAAAAGAAUAUUUCUCUGACUGUUUAUACUUAUUACGCAUUAUUGACAAACUGAUAUAUAAGCAAAAAGAAACUAUCUAUUACUUCGUUUUAGAAAAAUUUGAUUGCAUGUUUAUAAUGUAUCUGAAGUUAUAUGUUUCGAGAGGAGAAUUCCUAUAGUGUAUAGUGAUUUAAAGUCUGAUGUUUCCGCAGAAGAUUGUAAUUUGUUAAUUGCGUCGAUAUAAAAAGAGAAGAUUGGUUUUUACAAAUUGUGCCUUGAGCAUACAGACGAGCCUCGAUCUGGCUUGGCAAGCAAUCGCUUGAAAGCAUUCGCCUAUAUCUUGAUGAUUAUUGCUGAAAGAUGAGGUGCAAUAAAAGUCAUUGUUAUAUAUAGAAUAA
Messenger RNA from Pogonomyrmex barbatus (red harvester ant), 3217 nucleotides. RefSeq lists its product as uncharacterized. The record is from RefSeq and is a predicted model, not a curated record. Gene Ontology annotation, molecular function: DNA-binding transcription factor activity, RNA polymerase II-specific; zinc ion binding; sequence-specific DNA binding. Gene Ontology annotation, biological process: regulation of transcription by RNA polymerase II. Lineage: Eukaryota; Metazoa; Arthropoda; Insecta; Hymenoptera; Formicidae. Gene Ontology annotation, cellular component: nucleus.